AUGGCAGAAGCUCUUCAUAUCCAAAUUAACGACCACGAUACUUAUCAUGAGUUACCACUGUCGCUAGAUUUGAUGCAGGGUGCCACAAAGGUUCCUAUAAUCAGGAUCUAUGGAAGUCUUCGUGUGCGCACCUCGCAAGAUUUGGCCUACAAUGUGCUAGUCCACGUCCACAACUAUUACCCUUACGUAUAUCUUGAUUGGUGGGGCCAUGACGAGAGUGCGAUCACUGAUGAUGAGCUUAGAGACUUCAAGCUGUAUCUUGAAACGUGUAUGAAAGCUUCCUUCAAGAGAAACCACGACAUUGACUCUGAUGCAGACUCUGACGUCGAUCGCUAUGAAAUUCUACUACGUGGUCGAAAUAAAACUAAAGUCGACUCCUACUAUAUUGCAUCCAUAGUCUUAUGUAAGGGUGUCCCAGUGUACGGGUAUCACCUAGGGUAUUCUACAAAGGUCAAAAUACUGUUCUUGCUGCCUCAUUAUAAAACACGCUUCACUCGUCUUCUCAACGAACGAAAGAUCGAUUUCGGGAAAUUCUUCGUCAAAGAAAAAAAGUCUAUCUUUACUCCUAAUAUUUAUGAGGCCCACAUUAAUUUUCUCACUCAAUUCAUGGCCGAUUUCAAUCUAUAUGGAUGCGGUUGGCUCGAAAUCGACUCGUGUUUUUUUAGAUCACCAAUCACUACUCCGAAUAGAGUAGACAUUGCUCCUUUAAAGAAAUAUUUACAACCUUAUAUUACCAGUGAAAAUAUUUUGAGUUCAGAAUCUUUUCCUCGUAUGGGCCGGACCCUUCUCGAAAUCGAUGUCUCGACUCACAAUAUAAUGAACUGGAAAAAACUCAAACAAAGGAAUAUCCAUAACGACUUUUCAGAAGUCAACAUGGUUCCAAACGCAAAUGAAAUCUACCUUACAUCUUUGGAAAGCACAUUUAAUGAGUUGAAAUACCAAUGUGACAUUAGGAAAGCCUCACAAACAUCACAAUUGCUUCACAAGCUGUAUUCUCAAGUCUUUCCAAAGAUUGGUGUUGGAGGUUUUCAUGAGUGGGAAGCUUAUAAUUAUACUGUAGAGCUCUUAAGUUACAUGAAAACGCUCAACAAGCCUACAAAGUUUUCAAAUGUUCAUGACUAUUAUGAAAAUAUCAUUCGUCCGACACUUAGGAAUACUUUGCUACCUACAUGUUUUGAUGUCAUUGAGCGGACUUCUUCAACUAACUCUCAAGUAUCUCACAAGUUUGACGUCCAUGAUGAUCUUCUUAGGUGGGAUAAUUAUGACAUGCUAUUUGAGCCUCUUGAAAAUGUAUCAGAACUUUUAAUUGAGGAAAUUCUCCCUUCUGAGAAAAGGGCGUAUAAGAUAACUGACCAGGAUAAUUCUAUUUCUGCGGCGCCCAUUAGCGUGCUGGAGACUCCCUUGCAGAAUGCGGAUGUGCUCAAAUCUUCAAACGUUCCUUCAGUGGUAAGUUUAGAUGUAUCACCCAAGACUCACAUGACUGGGCUCUACUCCAAUUCGCUUGACGGGCAUUCAAACCCAUUGACCGAAAAAGAGCAUCCGGUAUCUCACGAUACGAACCAAAGUGGUCUUGAUCAUCUGUUUUCUCAAACGCUGGAUUUCCUCGUUUGCCGAUCCAAUGAUUUGUGGGAAUUUUUAGUUCCCUUAAAGCUUCGAAAGCAACUUUUCAAACAAACCAUGCUGGCAUCUCCUAUCUUAGACAUUGAGUACUCUGAGCCAUCGUACUAUUUAAAGCAAGACCUUCAUCCUAACCCACUCAUUUUUGCUAAUAAGAAAAUUGUUGUUCCUUACAAUGGUGAAGGGUCAAAGAAACCGAUCAAUGUGGGAAAUAAUACUCCUAAUUGGGAUGUAAUCAAUGAUGAGCCUCUAAAUAAUGUCAAGUGCAAAAUUUCUUGGGAGUUCAUGCCUCGGGCACCGUCGAGGAACGAGAUUAUCCGGUGGAUUGAAGUUGAUGAAAAGAAGCAGGCUUAUAAGGCAAAUAGGUUCAAGUCUCAGAUUGAGCCUGCUAUCACCCAGACAAAUGAUUUCAAAUACUCUCAUAGGAUAUCCAAACUCAAUCGAAAUCCAAGUGGUUACUUGAAUUUGUCCAUGUUGUAUAUGGAAGUACAUGCAGAUACUGAGAGUCCGUGUCGCCCUGAUCCAUUAAAGGAUCCGAUUACGAUGAUCAUCUAUCGAUUUGAUGAUUCUAACCAUAUGUUUCCUGAUGAAUACAGUACGAAUCGUAUUCUUUUUUGCUGUAAUAAGGAUUUCGUACAGACAAAGAGGCAGUUAAAGAUUGUGUCCCUGAAUCUUAAUUUACACAUCGAGUGUUUUCGUACUGAGAUGGAAAUGGUUGACUCUUUCCUACUCCGGGUGGAUUUGUUUGAUCCAGAAAUACUAGGUGGCUACGAAAUAAAUGCUUCUAGUUGGGGGUAUUUAAUUGAGAGGAUGCAGAAUGUUUAUGCUAUAAACAUUUUAUCUCGUCUUAGCAGAACGAAGAUAAAAGGCAACGGUAGAUAUGGCGAUAGGUGGGGUUUUACACAUACAUCUGCCAUCAAAAUAAAUGGUCGGCAUUUGAUAAAUGUUUGGCGAAUACUCAAAUCAGAGGUGAACUUGACGUCAUACUCUUUGGAAAAUCUUUCUUUCAAUUUGCUUCAUCAGACCAUGCCCCGAUUUUCGAAUUUGGAGCUAACAAAUUGGCGCCGUGGUGGUGCGAUUCAGGAAUUGAUUAUGUUCUGUGAGUACUACAGUACAAGACUUAAUUCGGCCCUCCUCAUCACAGACUCACGAGAAAUCAUAAUCAAGAAUGUGGAGCAAUCCCGGUUGAUUGGUAUCGACUUCAACUCCAACUUUUACCGCGGAUCUCAGUACAAAGUGGAAUCUAUUUUAAUACGAAUCGCUAAAAGUGAAAAUGUACUUCUCAAUUCACCAUCUAAGCAACAGGUCCAUGAAAUGAGAGCACUUGACGCGAUUCCGCUUAUAAUGGAACCGGAAGCGAAUUUUUACAAGUCCCCGUUGGUAGUACUCGAUUUUCAAUCACUUUAUCCAUCAAUAAUGAUUGCUUACAACUAUUGUUAUUCAACUUUGAUCGGAAAAGCAGAAGGCUUUAGACAGGAUAAGAAUGCAGUUGGUUACUUAAAGCAUCACAAUCUUCCGCUUGGGAUUGUGGACAUUUUGGAUAAAAAUGGUGGUAUCACAAUCUCACCGAAUGGUUUGGUAUUUGUGUCUUCCAAAUUUAGAAAAUCAUUAUUAUCUAAGAUGCUUCAAGAGAUUUUGAACAUGAGAAUUAAUGUGAAAUCUGUGGCAUCUGCUUUUCAGAAUGACGAUGAUCUUCUGAAGGUAUGUAACUCGAAGCAGUUGGCCUUGAAAUUGAUAGCAAACGUGACGUAUGGUUACACUUCGGCUACUUUUAGCGGAAGAAUGCCUAACUCUGAUAUUGCUGAUGCUAUUGUUGCUUCAGGAAGGGAAAUUCUAUCCAAGUCUAUUCAAAUAAUUGAAGAUAGUGAAUUCAAUGCGAAAGUCGUCUAUGGUGAUACAGACUCGUUAUUCAUUUAUUUUCCAGGCAGGUCAAAAACAGACGCAUUUUCAUUUGGUAAGAUACUUGCUCAACGGGUGACAGAUUUCUUUCCCGAUCCGAUCAAACUCAAAUUUGAAAAAGUUUACCAUCCAUGUGUUCUAUUAGCAAAGAAGCGAUAUGUUGGGAAUUGCUUCGAAUCAGAAACUCAGACACUUUCAACAUUUGAAGCAAAGGGUAUUGAAACUAUUCGCAGAGAUGGUAUACCUGCUCAGCUGAAGAUGGUGGGCAAAACAAUUAGAAUUCUUUUCGAAACGAAAAACUUGUCCCAAGUUAAAGAGUAUGUCGUAAAGCAGUUUUACAAAGUCCUUUUCAACAGGGUAAACAUUAAAGACUUUUGUUUUGCCAAAGAAGUCCGCUAUGGAACUUACAAGAACGAAAAGUACUUGCCUCCUGGUGCUAUCAUUGCUGCAAAGGCAGUCAAAAGAGAUCCUAGAAGCGAACCCCAAUACAGAGAGCGAGUUCCUUAUUUGGUCAUUAAGGAUCCAACAAAAGAGCGCAUUAAAGAUCGAUGUGUGAGCCCUGAGGAGUAUGUGGAGUCUUUCAAAUCCGACUGCCCGUUAGAACUAGAUUUCGAGUACUACAUUUCGAGGGUACUCAUUCCUCCAUUGGAAAGAGUAUUUAAUUUAAUGGGUGUUGAUAUCAAAGACUGGUAUAGAACUAUGCCUAAAUUGCCCAAGCAAAGUCUUUUCAAGAGAAAUGACAUCUUGCGGAUUAGCGGCUUCUUACAGAGAAGAGAGUGUCUUCAUUGCGGAAACAGUCUUGAAUCUCAGGACUUGUUUUUAUGCAUCGAAUGCAUGAAAAACAAAUCUGAGUCUGUCAAUGACCUAAUUUCAACUAAUCAGCAGAGCAAUAAGGUCAGAAAUAAAUAUGAAAUACUUUGCCAAAAGUGCAAUAUCAAAAAUUUUGGAAGGGCAGCAAGAAGUGGAUUUGAGCAGGCGUGCAAAAAUACAGACUGUGAACUUUUUUAUGCAAAGGCAAAAGCAGUGAUGGAAAAUGAUGUCUUGAUUAGUGAAAUCAGUCAAGUUCUUGAAUCUCUACAGUGGUAA
Clavispora lusitaniae ATCC 42720 is the source of this 4602-nucleotide messenger RNA. RefSeq names its product Rev3p (gene REV3). Gene Ontology annotation, biological process: error-prone translesion synthesis; double-strand break repair via homologous recombination. The record is from RefSeq and is a predicted model, not a curated record. Gene Ontology annotation, molecular function: DNA binding; nucleotide binding; DNA-directed DNA polymerase activity. Gene Ontology annotation, cellular component: zeta DNA polymerase complex; nucleus. Lineage: Eukaryota; Fungi; Ascomycota; Pichiomycetes; Serinales; Metschnikowiaceae.